AUCGUUCGCUCGUCGCUCUUGUCCUCGCUACGUCCACCGCUCGUUGGUGGCUCGUCGAUUCCCUUUACCCUUUUAUCUCCUGCUGCAGUCCGCCUAUCCCGCUUCCUCUCCAGGAAACGAUGCCGUCCUCCUCACGGCCGCACCGUUUCUCGCCGUGGCUUCAUCUCCCUCCUCGCCAUUUCCCGAUUGCCUCGUAGAUAGAGUCUUCUUAUCCUCACACCUCGACGUCUCGAAUCCACCGCCCCAAUUCCGUCUACCGUGCCGCUGCUGGUGGUCCAACCAUUCGCCAUGCCAGAACCCACCGUCCCUCCCGCCCCACCGAUGGCAUAUUCCCCCCUCCACUCCUCUCCGCACGAGAAACGAACCACCCACCACUCCCUCCGAUCCGAUAGAAGCCUAUCCCCCACGCCAGGCCGCCAUGCGUCGCUCACCCAGCCAUUCCGGCCCGCGGAGCCCGCGAGCCCUUCGACGGUGGUGACGAAACUCCCGCGAUCCAGCACCUCGUCCGGCAUCAGCAGCCCGUCGACCUCGUCGUUGGCGCCGCAUCCCGCGCCGCAGCCGCCCGUAAGCGUGCACCUACCGUACCAGGACUCGCGGGGGUCGCAUCAGACGGUGGAUGUGGAGAAGAGCGUGGUGGUGGAUCCGUUUCGGGGGGGUGCGCCGACGAGGAUGGCGGAUAUGUCAGCCGUGCGGUAUGCGGAUGAGGUGGAGAGUAUCGACAAGCGACUGGAGAGGAAGGUCGUGAGGAUAGUGUUCCAUCUCUCCCUCCUCAACCCCCUCCUCUCCCUCCUCUCCCUCCUCUGGACGCUCCUCGCCCUCCUCGCCCUCCUCGUCCUCCUCCCCCUCCGCCUCUGCGCCCACCAACCCUCCAUCCCUUCCGAUCUCAUCACCUUCCUCUCCCCCGUCCUCCUCGUCCACCUCCGCCUCGCCUUUUCCCGCGUCGCCCCCGACCGCUAUUCCCCCGCUGCCCUCGUCUCCGUCCUGCUAUUCGGCCCCGUCGUUGCCGGUGGCCUCGCCCUCGUCGCCUGGGUCGCUGCGGUGUUUAUGAUCUUCUCGGCGAUUAUUGGGGAGCCCGGAGGGAAGGAUGGGCCGAAUGAUGCGCAUGUGUUCGUGUUGAGUUUGCGGGAGAAGUGGGAGGCGUGGUUGCGGAAGGCGUUGAAGUGAUGCGCGAGACUGCGAUCUUUGAUUUUACGGACUACUGGGGACUCCUCCCUUCCCGAGUUUGACGACGCGUAUUCCUUCUGGUUCUUUGCACGACCUACGAAACGGAUUUCAAUCACCCCCGAACCACCUGUCCGCUCCAUUCGAGCCGACAUGCAUUCUCCCGCUUUCCUUCAGCAAUUCUCUUUCUCGAAACGAACCACGGCGAUGGAUGGAGUUUACUUCUCAGCAAUUACGGCAUAGGCACAGGGUCACAUAACUAGCAUUACACGGCGUCCAAUGGUGCUUGCAUCGCCGCCCU
Messenger RNA from Eremomyces bilateralis CBS 781.70, 1462 nucleotides. RefSeq lists its product as uncharacterized. Lineage: Eukaryota; Fungi; Ascomycota; Dothideomycetes; Eremomycetales; Eremomycetaceae. The transcript is spliced from 2 exons. The record is from RefSeq and is a predicted model, not a curated record. Bases 289 to 1164 code for a protein of 291 amino acids.